CAAAAUGAUUUUGAUCCAGCUAUUCAAACCCCGGGAUUCAAACCUCUCCAACUAUUCAACAGCCGGCAUUCUUUCUUUUGCACUACUUCAAGGUGAAAAACGUCAUAUUUGUUGUCGGAGUCGCGUACUCAAGUAGAUUGUUUGAUGAGAUGCGAUGUAAUGUGUGAUAAAUAGGCCUAUAAUGUGAGUUUUCGGGAGCGACUUAAAAAGAUACGGACUGACCAUAUCCCGGGAACAGUAUAGACCUAUAGAGAAGUAUCCGUGGCAAUAUUGAAACGAGGAUUUAGAAACAAGGCAAACAUGGACCGAAGAUUCACUUUGCAAACGGCGAUAUCGCUUGUCCUACUUGCCAUGUCUAUCUCAGCCAGCCAGCCCCCUACACGAGUUGUAACCGGAUGGACGGCAGAGACAUAUCCAAACCCUACUGAUGCCCGGUGCGGCAACUAUAGCAGCAGCAUCUGCGAUCCUGAUGGAAUACUUGGAGGCGAAGAUGCAGUCAGCGAACUCGUCGACCUGAUUAACUUGAUCGACAUGGAGUCUUGCGCAUGCGGCCAAUGUAAUUUAUAUCAGACAGACGCUGAGGAGAGUGAAGGCUUCAAGUUUGGAAUAGCUGCGGUGGACAAGCUCAAGUCAAAAGGAAGUGGGAACAUCACAUGGGAGCAGAUUGAUCUGGAUGUAUUCGCUGUUGAUAUCCUAAGGAAGUGGCAUCUUGGUAGCUGUAGAAAUGGUCUUAUCAUAGCAGUCUCAAAUGCAACGGGACAGUACGCCACUGCCAUGGAUGAAACGACCCAACUUCGCCUGCAUCCAGAAUGUCUUGUCAAACGGGGCAUCUCUGAGGAUGAGCGCCUCAAGGCGGGACAGCUUGAAGAGGGGCUGAAGCUUAUCAUGCAAGAAUACAAGCAACUCAUAAAGGAAGGUUCGUGUGUCAUGUCUAAGACGAUCUGGGUGGUCAUGGCCUUUACUUUGGCUCCCAUAGGCAUUAUAUUCGCCGUCUUUUACCUGGCCUGCAAGUCAAGUAACUACGUCAUCAAGUCCGCCAGAGAGAAGAAGGUCAGACAGAUGAUUUCCAAGAAGCUGGCAGCGUAUGAGUCUAGUAGUAGGACGUCUAGUGAGUCCACUUCUAGCUUGGAACAACAUGGUUGCAGCACAUCAGGUCAGUAUAGGAGCAUCGGUAAGGGGAGGCAUGACGUCCCGAGUGUGUCGCAGGCUGUCACAAGGGGCGACGUGGAGCAGUGCCGCCAAGCAGAGGAGUUGGAGGAGAGGAGACGUUAUUCAGAUAUUUGGGUCAAAGCUACAGCAAAAUGAACAAUCGUGUACCAAAAACUCAUUUGAAGAGUACACAAUUCCUGGACACCACUCAUCUAAGAGUGCUUACUUAAUUUGCCUAGAGAUACUGAAAUAUACUGGGUACAUGUACUGUUCUGGAAAUACUUGCUUCUCAUUGGUUCACACUCGGACGUAUGGUCUUUUCAUCAUUCCACAUUAUCAACACUCGGAACCAGCGAGUACUUGGUAAUGCUUGCUCAUGCCGAGCAUUAUUUGUUCACUGCCGCGACCCAGUGGGAAAACGGAAACCAGACAUUUCAAGUUCCCCAAAUCCAUGAUUUACGGGAACCAGCCCAAGCUAUGCUGCGCAGUAUUUGUUACGGCUGUAUGUUAUACCAUUUGAUAUCGAUAACUCCUCUAUUGAGAAAAAAAAGGAUUUUACAUGUAACUACAUUGUAACAU
Molecule: messenger RNA, 1728 nt
Organism: Lineus longissimus
Lineage: Eukaryota; Metazoa; Nemertea; Pilidiophora; Heteronemertea; Lineidae
Exons: 7
Coding region: 301-1305 (334 amino acids)
Cellular component (GO): membrane; acetylcholine-gated channel complex
Source: RefSeq, a predicted model, not a curated record